Paramuricea clavata is the source of this 309-nucleotide messenger RNA. Lineage: Eukaryota; Metazoa; Cnidaria; Anthozoa; Malacalcyonacea; Plexauridae. The record is from the annotation of a GenBank genome assembly.
AUGGCUGCCAACAGAACAGCGAAGAAAGGUGACUGGCACACGAUAAAUAUGCCGGUGAAAAACAAAAUAGUGCCGUUAAAUGUCGGCUUUACUGACGAAAAAAUGAAAAAAAUAAAACUUGGUUUUAUUCCGGAGGAAAUGGAGGAGAAAUGGUUUAUAUAUUACGACGAGGAAGACGAAAGCUUGUAUCUACAUCGCAGUUGGACUGGUUUCUGUGUUUUUAUUGUGAAAUUUAAGAAAAUUGAUAGUGGCUACGCCGCUGUAUCUGCCCUGGUAUUAAUCAAAGAUGUCAAAUUCUACAUAAUGUAA